This is a messenger RNA of Dunckerocampus dactyliophorus (ringed pipefish), 4786 nucleotides long. RefSeq names its product inhibitor of nuclear factor kappa B kinase subunit beta (gene ikbkb). Gene Ontology annotation, molecular function: protein binding; IkappaB kinase activity; ATP binding. The coding region runs from base 158 to 2389 and encodes 743 amino acids. Gene Ontology annotation, cellular component: cytoplasm; IkappaB kinase complex. Gene Ontology annotation, biological process: peptidyl-serine phosphorylation; tumor necrosis factor-mediated signaling pathway; positive regulation of transcription by RNA polymerase II. The record is from RefSeq and is a predicted model, not a curated record. The transcript is spliced from 22 exons. NCBI's taxonomy places the organism in Eukaryota, Metazoa, Chordata, Actinopteri, Syngnathiformes, Syngnathidae.
GCAGGUUUACAGGAAAUAUCACUAUCAGGAAGUAGAAGAACUUUUCGGCGAUAUUUUCAUUUCUCUAACUUAAACUAAAAAAACAAAAGAGUGGACUUUUACUCGUUGUCAGAAUUUCAGGCGCUUAGAACAGUCAACAGGAGCUGCCGGAGAGGUCAUGAACCGCGUCCCUCUGCAGCAACCACAGAGCUGUGGGCCCUGGGAGCUGAAGGAGCGUCUGGGGACCGGAGGCUUUGGAAAUGUCACUAGGUGGCAAAAUAAGGAAACGGAGGAGCAGAUUGCUAUUAAACAGUGCCGCCAGGAGCUGAGUGAGCGAAACAAGGAGAGAUGGUGUCUGGAGAUACAGAUGAUGAAGAGGUUGGAUCACGCUAACGUGGUGGCGGCGAGGGAGGUUCCUGAGGGGAUGCAAAAGCUUGUGGCCACCAACGACCUGCCGCUGCUGUCGAUGGAGUACUGCCAGGGAGGGGAUCUGAGAAAGUAUCUGAACCUCUUGGAGAACUGCUGUGGAAUGCGAGAGGGCUCCGUUUUGAUUCUGUUGUGCGACAUUUCCUCAGCGCUGACGUACCUCCACAAGAAACGGAUAAUCCACAGAGAUCUGAAACCUGAAAACAUUGUCCUGCAGCAGGGAGAGAAGCGGUUGAUCCACAAGAUCAUCGACCUCGGCUAUGCAAAAGAGCUGGACCAGAGCAGUCUUUGCACCUCCUUUGUGGGAACGUUACAGUACUUGGCUCCAGAGCUCAUCGAGAGGCAGAAGUACACGGUCACUGUGGAUUACUGGAGCUUCGGGACGUUGGUGUUUGAAUGCAUUACUGGAUUUCGCCCCUUUUUGCCAAACUGGCAACCUGUUCGCUGGCACAAUGAACUACGAAUGAAGCAAGACAUUGACAUUGUCGUCUAUGAGGACCUCUCCGCUGUGGUCCGCUUCUCCAAACAUCUUCCUCAGCCCAACAACCUCAACAGUCUUUUAGCAGAGAAGCUGGAGAGGUGGCUGCGGCUGAUGCUCAAGUGGUCUCCGCAAGAAAGAGGCAAAGAUCCUGAAGCCACACCCAGCAACUGUUUCUCCCAGCUGGAUCUUAUUCUGCAGCUCAAACUGGUUCACGUUUUGAAUAUGACGACUGCGAAGAUCCUGACAUAUUCAGUCUCCAAUGACGACACGGUGGCCGACCUGCAAAAGAGGAUAGAAGAGGACACAAGCAUCCCUGCAGCCAAGCAGGAGCUGCUGCUGGAGGCCGGUUUAGCCUUGGAGGCCCAAGGGUCGGCCAUGCAGUGUGCCAUUGAUUACAGCGAGAUAGAUGGCCGACGGACAGACUUACCUCUCGUCUUCCUGUUUGAUCGCUCCUCUUGUAGUUACGAGCCACCGUUGACGCCUCGCACCCUCCCCGAAAACAUCUGCUUUGUUCAAAAUGACCCCAAGCACGUUUUGGCCUACAGCCAUUUGAGGAGGACUUGUGGCCAGGCAUGGCACAGCAUCCGCUCCCUGAAGGAGGAUUGGCAGAGGCUACAGCAGGGACAGAAAGCUGCCAUCAUGAGCUUGCUGAGGCACAACUCGUCACUUUCUAAGCAAAAGAAUGAGAUGGUGUCCAUGCACCAGAGACUCAUGGCUAAGCUGGACUUCUUCACCACGAGCCUUCACAUAGACAUGGACAAAUACCAGGAACAGACCGCCACCGGGAUUGCUUCAGAGAAACUGCUGGGAGUGUGGAGGGAAAUGGAGCAGACCGCUGUCAGCUGUGGUCAGCCCAAAGUGAGUGAACUGGAGGAUGAGAUGAUGCACCUACAGCAAGACAUUCUAGACGUUCAGCGCCAGCCGUGGAGGAGCGGGGAGGCUUUGGACACACUUGAGGGAAAGGCCAUGGAGCUGCUGCGUAAACUCAGAGAGAAACCUAGAGACCAGCGGUUUUCAGGUGACGGCCAGGAGGUAGUGCGCUUGGUUGUUCAGGCAGUGCAAUUCUACGAAAGGAAGCUCAGAGACUUCUACACACAUCUGAGCAAGACAGGCGUUUGUCGCCAGCGUGUGAUGGAGCUGCUGCCAAAGGUGGAAGGUGUGGUGAUGAAGAUGGCUGAGAGCGAACAAGUCCUGAUGGGUCUGCAAGAGAAGCGACAAAGGGAGCUCUGGAACCUCCUCAAAGUCGCAUGUAGUAAAGUUCGGAGCCCCGUAAGUGGGAGUCCUGAUGGAUCUCGAACACCCUCUUCAGUGCCACCCCUAAUGACCCCCAGACACAGUUUGCAGCAGUUGGACGAGUCUCUGGUGGAGGAGAGCAGGAAUUUUGAGAGUCGACUGCAGAGUUUGCUGCAUGAUACCAUCCAGGAGUCGGCGAGCAGUAUGGAGAUGUUAAGGGAGUGGACGUGGCUGCACGGAAGCCAAAGCUUCUCUAGCGACCUCUCCUAGAUUGGGACGUCCUCUGCUGCCUCUGAGUGGCUGUGAGCACAAACUACACAACUGUGUUCAACAGAAGGGAAAAAGGCCCACCUUUUGUGACUUAUUUGAUGCACAGUGACUUAAUCCACGUAUUUCCAGUCUAAAAAGCACUGUCGCAAAUUUUCAAAUAUUCCACAUUUGUAUGUUAUUUAUGCGUUCAUUUGUUGUUUUGUAUACACAUUUUAACAAAUUUAGAGGCCCCAGAUCAAGGGUGUGAAGUGUCAUUCUACACAAGAUGGCCAAUCUUGUUACCUCCCCAUCACAACCACCAUGUUUCUGAUUGAGUUGAGAACAUAAUCCGUUACUGGUCACUGGAUAACAUCCAAUAUGGAGACCAUUUUUACUAAUAAUAAUUGUAAUCAUUUACUAUUAAUAAUUUGCUCCGCUACGGCCAUUUUUUGGUAACAUUUUCAGAUUCUUAACUGUCAUAAAGUGUAAAAUGAAGUUAGCCACGGAUAACAGUAAAAUGUCAAGCCAAUAACAGUCAAGUAGGUAAGACAGAAAGUAAAUUCAACUAAAAUCAGCAUCUACUCAGGGAGAACUUUGUCUUUUUUAAGAUUUACAUGUGUCAAGGCAACAUUCGCCAUUGUAUUAUAUCUUCUCAAGGGGAUCACACUAUAGAAAUUAAACGUGAUGUAACUUAAUAGUAGUCAGUGUACAGCUGUCCUCUGAAAAUGACUCAACACACAGCCAUAAUUAUCACACACAGAACCGCCACUCCUCAUCGCCAGCAGCACUCAUGCUGCCCCAGACCAUGGCGCUACCACCACAGUUACCUUGCUGCUUGCUUGUGUUGCCAAUAAUGGCUGUGUGUUGGCUCAUUUUCAGUGGAUAGUAAGUCUAUACUGCUAUACGAGCUGUACACUGACUACUAUUAAGUAUUUUCCCCUGGGAAGAUAUCUCAUAAAAGUGGUUACUGAAAUGUGAGAUGUACUCACUUUUGUAAGAUAUUGCACACUAUGUCUCCAUCUGUUGGUACCUAAAAGAGAGGCGGUCAUACUGUCAAUGUCCUGUUACAUUAAUGUUGUAUAUUAUUUUAGACGUUGAUAUCAUGAUUUAUGAAUUUGUAAUGUUUACGUGUCAAGGCACAGAAACAAAUGAUCACCACAUUGUUCAUUUUUUUAUUCCACUGAUUCAAUAAAAUCAGUUAAGAGAACUAACAUUCUUAUACAAGCAUAACAAGGGAAAUGUUGCUGAACACAACGGGACAAGAGCCUAAAAAAAUAGACCUUUAGGGCAACUGAAGGCGCUGAGGUGAAGUGGUGGAAUUAUAGGUGACUUCACCUUUUAUUGCACUGUUCAUUAGAGUCACUGUAUUUGGCAACAAGGCAAAAAUGGUGAGGGAAGUUUGCUUGCAUGCAACAAUGAAACACCCAAGCAUGCACAUUCUAAUAGUAAAUUAUAAAUAUGAGAGCCAAACAAUUUGAUAAUAAAGUUGAAAUAAGGACUAUUCAAUAUGAACAAGCCCAAAAUUAUUCAUACCCUGGUCAAACAUGACAAAGUCAUACAAUACUGUAAGAAGUGCGAAAAGAUAUAAAAUAAAAGAUGCCCUUUUAGUUGUUUUUUUACAUUUGAGAAGUUUAGAUUCCUGAUCUUAUUGGAUAAUUUAGAGGAAAUGCAGUCUUUUCCACAGUUUUAAUGGAUCCAGGUACUUUCAAUUCUAAUCUAGUACUAUGAUUCCCAACCACCUGUGCCGUGGGAAAUUAUCCAAUUGAACAUAAAUGGUCUGAAAAUUAUUAUUUACUAGAAAUUAGGGAUGCACUAUAUUUUUUUGUGAUGAACCUUUGAGUCAUCUCUGGGAAACUUUUUGCACUUUUCAAACACUGCGGCGAUAGGACCAAGCCCCGGGCGUCGUAGCGAUGCUGGUGUUUCAGGUGGCUGAGCAGGUUUGAUGUGUUGAAGCUCAAUGUUUUUUUUCCCCCUCAUCACAGAGCAUUUGAUGCAACUAGCAUGGGAAAUGUCUUCCUCUGGAACAAUGAAUGUUGCUUUAUACAAGUGAGCACAGGGGAAGUUAUAGGUCGUUAUCACAUGCAGGUGAAAAAAAGCAUUUGAUUUGCUCACCAGCACUGUACACGUAAUCUUACCUCAUUGGAGAAUUUUUUUUUUUAAAUUAUUGUAUUAUUUUAUUUAUUCUUUAUCUGAGCUAUUUUUUAAUGUCAUAAUUAAUAAAGUCGGUCCGAUAAUUAUCAUGCACCCCUACUACAAAAUAUGUAUCUGUGUUUAUCUGUGGCAGAGAUGUAUAUGACAGGCAAAACAAAGUAAUAGCAGAAGGCACAUAUUUAACCAACUCAUUAUUUUAAUACAUGUACUUUUUGUGACAUUUUUGUUUGGUGAUUGUGCAGCAAGACUUUUCUAAUGUAGCUUCUG